This is a messenger RNA of Anopheles stephensi (Asian malaria mosquito), 2678 nucleotides long. RefSeq names its product peptide transporter family 1-like. The transcript is spliced from 6 exons. NCBI's taxonomy places the organism in Eukaryota, Metazoa, Arthropoda, Insecta, Diptera, Culicidae. The coding region runs from base 381 to 2540 and encodes 719 amino acids. Gene Ontology annotation, biological process: transmembrane transport; oligopeptide transport. Gene Ontology annotation, molecular function: dipeptide transmembrane transporter activity. Gene Ontology annotation, cellular component: membrane. The record is from RefSeq and is a predicted model, not a curated record.
GUUACGUGAAUCCUCCGUUGAUGAGUGCCGAUCGAAAGCUCGUUCAUUAGUGUCGCAAAGAAAAGUGAAAACGUAUCCUUGCGUAUUUGCAUAGUGUGCGUGAGAGUGGAUUGAACUCACACCACAGAUACACACGGUCGCUGACAAUUAGUUAGGUACAGAGACGGUGUGCUUUUAUCUAUGGUGGUUUGCAAAACCGACAGCUGGGAUCUAGCGGUGUGUUAUCAUCGAGUGUGCAAGUGUAAAAUAGUGCUUUAGUGACGAAUUUUCGCGUGAAACCCGCACCCGGCUGAGUUGAACACGGACGGGCAGCACAUUCAUUACAGCCCGAUAAGCGAUACGUGGAUACGUACAACCUGCUGUAUAAAGAAAACGAGGCAAUGGUUUCAACGCGCUUCGAAAUUAAUAGCACACCGCCGGUGCGGUAUCCUCGCUCGAUAUUCUUCAUCAUCAGCAAUGAGUUCAGCGAACGGUUCAACUACUAUGGCAUGCGAACGGUUCUGGCACUGUACCUUACGCAAAAGCUGGCCUACAGCAACGAUACCGCCACCGUGAUCUACCACGUGUUCACCAGCCUGGCGUACUUCUUCCCGCUGAUGGGCGCCAUCCUGGCGGACAGUUGGUUGGGCAAGUUCAAGACCAUCCUCUACCUGUCGAUCGUGUACUGUGCCGGCAGUACGCUGAUCGCGCUCGGUGCCAUUCCACCGCUGAAUCUACCCGCCACCUGGAUGACGGUGCUGGGUCUGCUGUUCAUAGCGGUCGGAUCCGGCGGGAUAAAGCCAUGCGUUUCGGCAUUCGGUGGCGAUCAGUUUAAGCUUCCGGAGCAGGCAGCCCAGUUGGCCAAGUUUUUCUCGCUGUUUUACUUUUCCAUCAACGCGGGUUCGCUAAUUUCGACCACGCUCACACCGAUCCUGCGCGAGGAUGUGCACUGCUUUGGGGAGAACAAUUGCUUCUCGCUCGCGUUCGGCGUACCGGCCGUGCUGAUGAUCCUGGCGAUCGUGAUCUUCGUGUGUGGACGGGCGAGGUACACGAUCAACAAACCGUCCGGUAACAUGAUCGUGCUGGUGUUUAAGUGCAUCGGGAAUGCGCUGUCGGUGCGGUCGAAGGAACGUGGAACGAACCCACGCCAGCAUUGGUUGGAUUAUGCCGAAUCGAGGUACGGCAAGGGUAUCGUGGCGGACAUUAAAUCGUUGCUGAAGAUCCUGAUCCUCUACAUACCGCUGCCCGUGUUUUGGGCGCUGUUCGAUCAGCAAGGAUCCCGCUGGACGUUCCAGGCGACGCGGAUGGACGGUGAGGUGGCCGGGUACACGAUCAAGCCGGAUCAGAUGCAGGUGAUCAAUCCGCUCCUAAUUCUUGCCUUCAUUCCCGUGUUCGAAAGCGUCAUCUAUCCGCUGCUGUCCAAGAUCGGUAUCCGACGUCCGCUGCAGAAGCUUUCACUCGGAGGAUUGCUAGCCGGAGCAGCGUUCGUACUGUCCGGGUUUGUGGAGAUUGCGCUCGAUCGUACGAAUGCGGUCCUGCCGGCGGCACACGAAUCACAGCUACGCAUUUUCAACGGACUACCCUGCGACUAUCGCUUCCACACCGACAUUCCCAACCUGACCGGGUUCAAUGUACCGUCCCGUGGUGCGUUCGAAGCGCUACACAUCGACGUGCCGGCCACGAACACCACGUUCCAGUUCCGGGCGGAAACGAGUGAAAUUGGGUGUGUGCGGGAAAACAUGACCGAGUUCAGCGGUACCUUCUACCUGCAACCGGGCAACGCGGUCAGCUACUUCAUCAGCCGCAAGGGUGGCCGCAGCAAUCUGGUCGAGUACGCCGACACGGCCGAGAAGGAUCGUAAUGGGUUGCCGCUGAUGCGACUGCUAGCGAACGUCCGCACGACCAAACACAUCUCGCUCCGGCACAACCGGGACGCCACCGUCGUUUAUAACGUUCCGCUCAACCAGUACGAUCAGCUGGCCGUUACCGAGGGCGAGUACGGUGUGUACGUUGGCGAGCGGGAAAUCGCCACCGUGAAGCUAAGCCCGGGCGGUGUUUACACGCUGAUUCUGGACGAGUUUUUGGAGAAUGAAUUUAACCUUCAAACACACAUCAUUACACCGUCCAACUCGGUUCACAUGCUCUGGCUCGUCCCACAGUAUGUCGUCAUCACUGCCGGCGAGGUUAUGUUUUCUAUUACGGGGUUAGAGUUCUCCUACUCGCAGGCACCGGAAAGCAUGAAAUCCGUCAUCCAAGCGUUCUGGCUGCUGACGGUCGCCAUCGGCAACAUGCUGGUGGUGUUCAUUGCCGAGGCCAAGUUUGUACAGUCACAGUCGCUGGAGUUUUUCCUGUUUGCCGCCCUCAUGUUCCUCGACAUGGGACUGUUUAUGGUGUUGGCGAUGCGGUAUCGUUACUCGGACAGUGGAGCAUCGCCGGACUCGAUCGAGGUGGACAGCAGCAGCGGUAAGAAGCAGCACGAUCCGUUGGCGAUCAGUGAGUCACUGUCGGAGAGAAGCGCCAAAAGCACCACGUACGCGAACGAGGCGUUCCGGGAAGACUGAAACAAUUGGGCUGGGGAUGCGGUUUGCUAGGGGGUUUCAGCCAGAGAGGAUAUGUAUUAUUUGUUUCGUCGUUUUUAAGGCGUCUUAAGUUAGGUCUAAAUCUUUUUUCUAUGUAAUAAAAUAGGUAGUGUUUAUGAA